Messenger RNA from Acipenser ruthenus (sterlet), 1757 nucleotides. RefSeq names its product poly(rC)-binding protein 2. The record is from RefSeq and is a predicted model, not a curated record. Gene Ontology annotation, molecular function: mRNA binding; single-stranded DNA binding. Lineage: Eukaryota; Metazoa; Chordata; Actinopteri; Acipenseriformes; Acipenseridae. Gene Ontology annotation, biological process: regulation of RNA metabolic process; regulation of gene expression. The transcript is spliced from 12 exons. Gene Ontology annotation, cellular component: nucleoplasm; nucleus; cytoplasm. Bases 279 to 1241 code for a protein of 320 amino acids.
GUCGGUUGAAAGUUGAGAGUUGAAAGGGAUGGUAUAGUGUUGUCUUUGUGCUUGAGAGAGAGAUAGAGAGAGAGCUGCACACCAUUCAUCGUCUCUCUUCCCUUCUCCCCGACUCCUUUUUAAACUCUCCCCCUGGGUUUUUACCCACCCGAUCCUCUCCCCUUCUACCCUCAAGACCCUACCCUCCCCCUGGACACGGAACAAAUUCCAUUCCUGUGACCAAAGACGCCAGUUCUCCACUCUCCAGAACCUCCCUCACCAGCUGAAGCUGCUCCAUCAUGGACUCUGAUGUGAUUGAAGGCGGACUCAAUGUCACCCUCACUAUCAGACUGCUGAUGCACGGCAAGGAAGUUGGAAGCAUCAUUGGCAAGAAAGGAGAAUCUGUGAAGAAGAUGCGAGAAGAGAGUGGUGCUCGCAUUAACAUCUCUGAAGGGAAUUGCCCAGAGAGGAUUAUCACCCUCGCUGGACCCACCACUUCCAUCUUCAAAGCCUUCUCAAUGAUCAUCGAAAAGCUGGAGGAGGACAUCAGCAGCGCCAUGACCAACAGCACGGCCACCAGCAGGCCUCCAGUGACCCUGCGCAUCGUGGUCCCGGCCAGUCAGUGUGGCUCGCUCAUUGGGAAGGGCGGGUGCAAGAUCAAGGAGAUACGAGAGUCGACUGGUGCGCAGGUGCAGGUGGCAGGGGACAUGCUUCCCAAUUCGACCGAGCGCGCCAUCACCAUCGCUGGCACCUCGCAGUCCAUCAUCGAGUGUGUCAAGCAGGUCUGCGUGGUCAUGCUGGAGGUGAGUUCUCCUCCUAAGGGGGUCACCAUCCCGUACAGACCCAAGCCGUCCGGAUCGCCGGUCAUCUUCGCUGGUGGACAGGCUUAUACCGUUCAAGGACAGCACGCCAUUCCUCAGCCAGAUCUGACGAAGCUGCACCAGCUCGCCAUGCAGCAGAGCCCCUUCCCUCUGGCUCCCAGCAGCACCGGCUUCACAACAGGGAUGGAUGCCUCUGCCCAAGCCAGCUCUCACGAGCUCACCAUUCCAAACGACCUGAUCGGCUGCAUCAUCGGCCGCCAAGGCGCCAAAAUCAACGAGAUCCGGCAGAUGUCUGGGGCACAGAUCAAAAUAGCCAACCCGGUGGAGGGCUCCUCCGACAGGCAGGUCACCAUCACUGGCUCCCCGGCCAGCAUCAGCCUAGCAGAGUAUCUCAUCAACGCCAGGCUUUCAUCUGAAGCAUCUGGAUUGGGAACCAACUAACUCCACACACUUCAGCACGCGCCUGUCUGUCUGCGUUUCCGUCAGUGUAGAUAACACCACAGUCUGCUGUCCAGAGUUUUAAUUAUUGUUAUAAUUUUUUUAAUUAGGCUCACGCCCACAUUUUUGGUUACUUUUUUUUUUUUUUUGUCUAUCCCCAUAACUUUUCAACUUUUUAAUUACCCUGCAUCUGUUAAGUAGUUUUAAUGUCUUUUUUUUUUCAAAAAAAAAAAAACCUCUUCCCCCAAUUUAUUUUGUUCAUAUUGUUUGUUACACCAUAAAAUAAUUGUAGAAAUGAAAAAUCUGAGUAGUGUAAAAAAAAAAAUUAAAGUUAUGUAAUAUCAGAUUUUUCUAAAAAAAAAAAAAUACAAAAAAUAAUUAAAAAAAAUAAAUAAAAGGAAUUAAUAGUUGGACAGAAUUUGAUGUGGUUUUUUUUGUGCUUUUCUGUUAGUUUGUUUUACUGUCCCAGUUCUUGCAGUGGUGAGCAUUGUAAAAAAAAAAUAAAGACUACCAUGUUUA